This is a messenger RNA of Punica granatum (pomegranate), 2335 nucleotides long. NCBI's taxonomy places the organism in Eukaryota, Viridiplantae, Streptophyta, Magnoliopsida, Myrtales, Lythraceae. The record is from RefSeq and is a predicted model, not a curated record.
AUUGGUUAGCAAAAACACCCUCCUCGAUAUUCCGGACAUGGAUUCUGCCUAAAGCAUUACCUUUUGCACUCUGCGGAUUCUGAGUUUGCCGGGGAGGACCCGUCCUGAGUCAGCUCCGAUCAGGUACACCCGCCUCCGGCCUUCUUCUCCGGGAAAAUUCUCGUCUGCCCAGUACGAAAGUUGCAAACUUGAAGCGACCUGCUGGGUUGAUUUUGAUUUUCAACAAUUUUCUCUGCUCAGUUCUGUUCCUCUGCUUCUCCGAGAUUCGCCUCUUUCUCCCGGCUGUCAAUUCAAGGAAGAACCUUGCUGGGGUUUGAUCGGACUCAGGGUUUAAGGCUGUGUUUUCACUAGUUAAAGAUGGGAAAUUUCUCGGUUUCCCGUGAUUAUGGCGAUUCAUUGAGCUGUGAGCUGAAUGAUGAAAUUUCCCAAACACUCUGCAGGGUUUAAGGCUUAACAUCUCAUCUGCACAUAGAUUCUUUUGCUGGGUUUCCAAAGUUUUGACGACUUGAUUUUGUUAUCAUCCUGCAAUAGUCGGUUCGGUUUCUUCAUACUUACUCACAGUUUCCAGCUGUUAUAUCCUAUCCUAGUGCUAAUUCCCUGUGGAGUAGAAUCUGAGUUGCAGGGGUUAUUAGACUAUCAUUCCCGAAUCGUUCCGACUUAUUCCCAAUGAUGGAGAAAGGUGUGCCUCCAUCGAGGUUCCUCUUCUACCUCGUGACUGUUUCUCUGUUCCUUUUCAUUUUCUUCUCUUCAGCAUUCCUCCUUCAAUUCACUGCCUCCCCUUUCACUCCCGGAGAGGUCUUGAAGCACAUUCUUAUUAAUACCACAUCACAUUACUUGAGACCUGAUGCCAGUAGAGAUCGAAUUGAAACUCCAUUGUCAUUGCAAACCUAUGAAAGCCUUUCUGUAGAAAGGGAGGGAGAGGGUAACGGUGAUUCUGAUACUAGCGAGGUCCCUGUCUGUGACCCUAAUCGGGCAAAGUUACAGGUGUUCAUGUAUGAUUUGCCCCCUGAGUUUCACUUCGGUUUGUUGGGUUGGAGAAGAAAAUCUAAUCGGACAUGGCCAUCAGUCGAUAAUCCUGGUGACAUACCGCCGUAUCCUGGCGGGUUAAACUUACAACAUAGCAUUGAGUAUUGGCUCACUCUCGAUCUCCUAUCCUCAACCACUCCUGGCAUCAUGAGACCUUGCACUGUGGUCAGAGUUAAGAACUCAACCGAAGCGGACGUCAUUUUUGUGCCGUUCUUUUCAUCUUUGAGCUAUAAUCGGUACUCCAAGGUUCAGGGAAAGGAGAAAGUUAGUGUGGACAAGAUGUUGCAGGGCAAAUUGGUAGAAUUCCUCAGAGGUCGCGAUGAGUGGAGGAGAACCAGAGGGAAGGACCACGUAAUAGUGGCCCACCACCCGAAUAGUUUGUUGGACGCAAGGAAGAAACUGGGCUCAGCCACGUUUGUGCUCGCUGAUUUUGGACGGUAUCCCAAGGAAAUUGCCAACAUCGAGAAAGAUAUCAUAGCUCCAUACAAGCAUGUUGUAAGGACCAUUUCUUCUCGGUCGGCCUCCUUUGAGAAGCGCCCAAUUCUAGCCUACUUUCAAGGAGCUAUUUAUCGGAAAGAUGGGGGAGUAAUCCGUCAAGAACUGUACUACCUCCUCAAAGACGAAAAAGAUGUUCACUUUGCGUUCGGAUCUGUAAAGGGGAAUGGGGUCCACAAAGCGGGCCAGGGAAUGGCGUCAUCCAAGUUCUGCCUUAAUAUAGCAGGGGACACUCCUUCCUCGAAUCGCCUCUUUGACGCAAUUGUGAACCAUUGCGUUCCUGUGAUAAUCAGUGACGAGAUCGAACUCCCAUUUGAGGAUGUCUUAGACUACUCAGAGUUUUGUGUUUUUGUCCGGGCAGCGGAUGCUGUGAAGAGAGGGUUCCUAGUGAAACUUCUCCGAGGAAUUGGGAAGGACAAGUGGACGAGGAUGUGGACAAGAUUGAAACAAAUAGUACAGCAUUUUGAGUAUCAGUACCCCUCGAAACCUGGGGAUGCUGUGGAUAUGAUAUGGGAAGCAAUUCAUAGAAAGACAUCGUCAAUGCGAAAUAAACUGCACAGGAAUAAAAGGUACCGAAGAUCAGAGCUCUUUGCAAAGGGUAAUUGAAUUGAAUAUUCCAUAAUGUGGAGCUUGAAUCAUUACGAUUGUCAAUAGGUGGGCAGCUAGGAAAUUCGAGAAAGAGGCAAGUGAUGAUUAUGACCCUUUUGUUUUCCGGUCUUGUUUCUUCUGUCAGUAGCAGACAUUCCUGGAAGGAUUCUUGUUAGAUGCUCAUACAAGGCGAAAUCGAUUGAUGAAAUUCAUUUUCAUUGCUGCA